AGAUGUUAAUGAGAUGCUAAUGAGAUGCUAAUUGCAGGGUUCAUCACCAUGACGCCGCAGCUGUUCAUUAACUACAAGCUCCAAUCCGUCGCCCACCUGCCGUGGCGGAUGCUGAGCUACAAAGCGCUCAACACCUUCAUCGACGACCUGUUCGCAUUCGUCAUCAGGAUGCCCAUCAUGUACCGGAUUGGCUGCCUGAGGGACGACGUCGUGUUCUCCAUUGACCCCCAUUUCUCACCCCAUAGACGUCGUGUUCUCCAUUGACCCCCAUUUCUCACCCCAUAGACGUGUCGUGUUCUCGUCA
Molecule: messenger RNA, 304 nt
Organism: Coturnix japonica (Japanese quail)
Lineage: Eukaryota; Metazoa; Chordata; Aves; Galliformes; Phasianidae
Source: RefSeq, a predicted model, not a curated record